AAAGGCACAGUACCCGACGGCCGGAAAAUGGAGGCCGCCGGGGCGGAGGCAGGCGGGGAGCGGAAGGCGGCCCGCGAAGCGAGAGUUAGGGGCGGGGGCGGACCAAGGACUGGACUCCAUUUCCCAGUGGCUCUGUGUGUGCAGAGUGUGCGCAGAGGCACGGCGUUGGGCGGAAGAUGGCGGCGGCUGCGGCGUCUGCGAAGAGCCACUGCUGAGGGGGCGCGAGGGCCACGGAGGCUGGAGCCGCGAGAACACCUGAGGGCAACCAUGGCAAGUGGCAGCGGGGACAAUGUCACUCGCCGGAGUGUGGCAUCACAGUUUUUCACACAAGAGGAGGGACCGGGCAUCGAUGGGAUGACCACCUCAGAGAGGGUGGUGGAUCUCCUGAACCAGGCAGCACUGAUCACCAAUGACUCAAAGAUCACAGUGCUCAAACAGGUCCAGGAACUGAUCAUCAACAAAGACCCCACACUACUGGACAACUUCCUGGAUGAGAUCAUCGCUUUCCAAGCAGACAAGUCAAUCGAAGUCCGAAAAUUUGUCAUUGGCUUCAUUGAGGAGGCAUGCAAGCGAGACAUUGAGUUACUGCUGAAACUGAUUGCAAACCUCAACAUGCUCCUGAGGGAUGAGAAUGUGAAUGUGGUGAAGAAGGCCAUCCUCACCAUGACCCAGCUCUACAAGGUGGCCCUGCAGUGGAUGGUGAAGUCACGGGUCAUCAGUGAUCUCCAAGAGGCCUGCUGGGACAUGGUGUCUGCCAUGGCUGGGGACAUCAUCCUACUGUUGGACUCUGACAAUGAUGGCAUCCGCACCCAUGCCAUUAAGUUUGUGGAGGGCCUCAUUGUCACCCUGUCACCCCGCAUGGCCGACUCAGAGGUUCCUCGACGCCAGGAGCAUGACAUCAGCCUGGACCGCAUCCCUCGCGACCACCCCUAUAUCCAGUACAAUGUGCUGUGGGAAGAAGGCAAGGCAGCCUUGGAGCAGCUGCUCAAGUUCAUGGUGCACCCUGCCAUCUCCUCCAUUAAUCUGACCACGGCCCUGGGCUCCCUCGCCAAUAUCGCCCGCCAGAGACCCAUGUUCAUGUCGGAGGUGAUCCAGGCCUAUGAAACCCUACAUGCCAACCUGCCCCCGACGCUGGCCAAAUCUCAGGUGAGCAGUGUGCGCAAGAACCUCAAGUUGCACCUGUUGAGUGUGCUCAAACACCCGGCCUCCUUGGAGUUCCAGGCCCAGAUCACCACCCUGCUGGUGGACCUGGGCACGCCUCAGGCUGAGAUCGCCCGCAACAUGCCCAGUGGCAAGGACGGCCGCAAGAGGCCCCGAGAUGACUCAGACUCCACGCUGAAGAAGAUGAAGCUAGAGCCCAACCUAGGCGAAGAUGAUGAGGAUAAGGACUUGGAGCCUGGCCCCUCGGGGACCUCGAAGGCUUCGGCCCAGAUCUCAGGCCAGUCAGACACAGACAUCACAGCUGAGUUCCUGCAGCCUCUGCUGACGCCCGACAAUGUGGCCAACCUGGUCCUCAUCAGCAUGGUGUAUCUGCCUGAGACCAUGCCCGCCUCCUUCCAAGCCAUCUACACCCCCGUGGAGUCAGCAGGCACUGACGCCCAGAUCAAGCACCUGGCUCGGCUGAUGGCCACCCAGAUGACAGCGGCAGGACUGGGUCCAGGCGUGGAGCAGACCAAACAGUGUAAGGAGGAGCCCAAGGAGGAGAAGGUGGUGAAGCCGGAGAGCGUCCUGAUCAAGAGGCGCCUGUCUGCCCAGGGCCAAGCCAUCUCAGUGGUGGGCUCUCUGAGCUCCAUGUCCCCCCUGGAGGAGGAGGUGCCUCAAGCCAAGAGGAGGCCAGAGCCCAUCAUCCCCGUCACGCAGCCCCGGUUGGCAGGUGCCGGUGGGCGCAAGAAGAUCUUCCGUCUGAGUGAGGUGCUGAAGCCCCUGACGGACGUCGAGGUGGAGGCCAUGAAGCUGGGCGCUGUGAAGCGGAUCCUGCGGGCCGAGAAAGCCGUGGCCUGCAGUGGGGCAGCCCAGGUGCGCGUCAAGAUCCUGGCCAGCCUGGUGACACAGUUUCACUCAGGCCUCAAGGCUGAGGUCCUGUCCUUCAUCCUGGAGGAUGUGCGGGCCCGUCUGGACCUGGCCUUCGCCUGGCUCUACCAGGAGUACAGUGCCUACCUAGCAGCCGGGUCCUCUGGCUUCCUGGACAAGUACGAGGACUGCCUCAUCCGCCUGCUGUCUGGCCUGCAGGAGAAACCAGACCAGAAGGACGGGUGCGCUCCCAGGCCCUGCUGUUCAUCAAGCGCAUGUAUGAGAAGGAGCAGCUACGAGAGUAUGUGGAGAAAUUUGCCCUCAACUACCUGCAGCUCUUGGUGCACCCCAACCCGCCAUCUGUGCUCUUUGGGGCCGACAAGGACACAGAGGUGGCAGCACCCUGGACCGAGGAGACCGUGAAGCAGUGUCUGUACCUCUACCUGGCCCUCCUGCCUCAGAACCAUAAGCUGAUCCACGAGCUGGCAGCCGUGUACACCGAGGCCAUUGCUGACAUCAAACGGACGGUGCUGAGGGUCAUCGAGCAGCCGAUCCGAGGGAUGGGCAUGAACUCGCCAGAGCUGCUCCUGCUGGUGGAAAACUGCCCCAAAGGGGCGGAGACCCUGGUCACCCGAUGUCUGCACAGCCUCACAGAUAAAGUCCCACCCUCCCCAGAGCUGGUGAAGCGGGUCCGGGACCUCUACCACAAGCGGCUGCCCGAUGUCCGCUUCCUUAUCCCAGUGCUCAACGGGCUGGAGAAGAAAGAGGUGAUCCAGGCCCUGCCUAAGCUCAUCAAGCUCAACCCCAUCGUGGUGAAGGAGGUCUUCAACCGCCUGCUGGGUACCCAGCAUGGUGAAGGGAACUCGGCCUUGUCCCCCCUGAACCCCGGAGAGCUCCUGAUCGCAUUACACAACAUCGACUCAGUGAAGUGUGACAUGAAAUCCAUCAUCAAAGCCACCAACCUGUGUUUUGCGGAGCGGAACGUGUACACGUCAGAGGUGCUCGCCGUGGUGAUGCAGCAGCUGAUGGAGCAGAGUCCCCUGCCCAUGCUGCUUAUGAGGACCGUCAUCCAGUCCCUGACCAUGUACCCCCGCCUGGGGGGCUUCGUCAUGAACAUCCUGUCCCGCCUCAUCAUGAAGCAGGUGUGGAAGUAUCCCAAGGUGUGGGAGGGCUUCAUCAAGUGCUGCCAGCGCACCAAGCCCCAGAGCUUCCAGGUCAUCCUGCAGCUGCCACCCCAGCAGCUGGGAGCCGUCUUUGACAAGUGCCCCGAGCUCCGGGAGCCCCUGCUGGCCCACGUGCGCUCCUUCACCCCCCACCAGCAAGCACACAUUCCCAACUCCAUCAUGACCAUCUUGGAGGCCAGCGGCAAGCAGGAGCCAGAGGCCAAGGAGGCACCUGCCGGCCCCCUGGAAGAGGACGACCUGGAGCCCCUGGCUCUGGCCCCGGCCCCGGCCCCCCGGCCCCCUCAGGACCUCAUCGGCCUGCGGCUAGCCCAGGAGAAGGCCCUGAAGCGGCAGCUGGAGGAGGAACAGAAGCUGAAGCCCGGGGGUGCGGGAGCCCCUGCCGCUGCCCCCGCCCCCGCCCGGCCCGGCCCGCCCCCACCCGACGAGACCAUGGAUUUCCGGGAGGAGGGAGCUGAGUGCGAGACCCCGGCCAUCUUCAUCAGCAUGGAUGAGGACUCGAGUCUGACCGAGGCCGCCCUCCUGGACUCUAGUCUCGAGGGGCCUCUGCCAAAGGAGGCAGCAGCGGGCGGGGUGGCCGCAAAGGAAGAGCGGAGCCCGCAGAACCUGGCCCCUACGGGGGAAGACGGUGCCGUGAAGACGCCCAGCCCAGCGGCCGAGGAAUCCGGGGACCCCGAGACCAAGGGGAACAGCUGACGGGGCUGAGAGCGGACGGAGGGGGAGGGGGGCGCUGGCCACCGGGGCUUCGCCCUAAAAUUAAAUAAAGGAGAUGGCUCUC
This is a messenger RNA of Heterocephalus glaber (naked mole-rat), 3969 nucleotides long. NCBI's taxonomy places the organism in Eukaryota, Metazoa, Chordata, Mammalia, Rodentia, Bathyergidae. The record is from RefSeq and is a predicted model, not a curated record.